AUGGAUGACCCCGUUGCUAUCGUGGGAAUGGCGUGUCGCUUCGCUGGGGCAUCGUCCCCUGAUGAGUUUUGGAAGAUGAUUGAGGAUGGACGGACUGGUCACUCCCGCAUCCCUAAGAGAAGCUUCGACGCAGAUGCUUGGUAUCACCCGUCACGGCAGCGACUUGGUGCAAUUUGCACCAAGUCGGGGUUUUUUAUCGAUGAUGUAUCGAGUUUUGACGCACCAUUCUUCUCCAUGACAGCCCGCGAGGCUGCAGCUAUGGAUCCGAUGCAGCGGCUUGCCCUCGAGAUAUCUUACGAGGGGUUUGAAAACGCUGGUUGGCCAAUGCAAAAGCUCUCAAAAAGCAGAACGGCGGUUUAUUGCGGUGUGAUGACAGCAGACUACCAGGAAAUCGCAGAAGGCGACAUGUUGUAUCUUGGCGACCAUGCUGCAACUGGCACAAAUAGGGCCAUUCUGUCGAACCGUAUCUCGUGGUUCUUUGACCUCAAGGGUCCCAGUUUGACGUUGGACACCGCCUGCUCGUCCGGGCUUUACGGCUUGCACCUUGCCUGCCAGGCUAUUAAAGCUAAUGAAUGUGACCAAGCAUUAAUUAUAGGCACGAACCUCAUUCUCCAUCCGAACCUGGUCGCGCAAUAUUCUUCGAUGAACAUGAUCAGCCCGGACGGAAAGAGUCAUUCAUUUGACGCAUCUGCAAAUGGAUACGGACGUGGUGAGGGUGUCGCAUGUGUGGUUUUAAAGCGUCUUCCAGAUGCGAUCCGAGACAACGAUUGUAUCCGCGCUGUAGUUCGGGGCACUGGUGUAAAUCACAGUGGAAAAACAACCAGCAUAACUAUGCCAAGCGAAACUGCGCAGAUGGAGCUCAUUUACUCCACUUAUCAAAAUGCUAGACUGCCACUGGCUGAUACCAGUUACUUCGAAGCGCACGGGACAGGUACCCCCCAAGGAGAUCCGAUAGAGAUUCGUGCAAUUGCGAAGACAAUUGGCGCUGCACGGAAGGCUAAAGGGGCACUCUACGUUGGUAGCGUCAAGCCAAACAUCGGCCAUACCGAAGGCGUGGCUGGAAUUGCAGGGGUGAUCAAGGUGAUAUUGAGUCUUGAAGCCGGGACGAUUCCGGCUGUAGCUGGUCUGGAGACUGUCAACCCAGACCUUCAUCUGUCGCAAUCAAAUUUGGAACUUCCAACUGAGAAUAUUCGAUGGCCAGACCCAGGACUUCGGCGAGCGAGCGUGAACUCGUUUGGGUUUGGUGGGGCCAAUGCCCACGCCAUCCUUGAGAAUUACUUGGAUUAUUUGGCGGCCCAGUGCCCAUUGGGCCUUUCUUCUAACCGACUCCAGCCUGUUGAAACAAGGUCCCCCCCCAGUGGUAAUUACCAUUUGCAAGGAAGCUUCCAACAACACCAUGUUUUUGCUCUUUCGGCGCGGGAGCGGAUAGGUAUUACCCGAGUUGCAUCUUCUUACGUGGUCACAGACAGCUGGACAGGUCUUUUGGAGGCCUUGGGCAAGCCGCAGACCCUUCCUGUGGAGCGCGUAUCGCCGAAAAACAAAGUUGUCUUCGUUUUUACUGGCCAAGGUGCACAACGGCCAGGAAUGGCCAAGGAGCUUCUUUCUUAUUCUGUUUUUAGGAACAGUAUCAAACAAAGUCAGCAAGUACUGGAUGACUGUGGUGCGUUGUGGCGGAUAUCCGAUCUGCUCACAUCCACAGAUACUGAAUUGAUUGGAAUACCCCAGUAUUCCCAGCCGUUAUCUACUGCCAUCCAGGUUGCGCUUGUAGAACUGCUAUCUAGCUGGGGCAUUGAGCCAGCCGCCGUGCUCGGGCACUCAUCUGGCGAAAUAGCGGCCGCAUUUGCUGCCGGGGUCUUAUCAUCCCGCGAAGCCAUUCAUAUUGCUUAUUUCCGAGGCUCUCUCUCUACAAUCGUUCCUUUCCGCGUUGGCGAAGGCAUUAUGCUCGCUGCCGGUAUGUCAGAGUCCGAAGCAGAGAUGUACCUAUCAGAUGCUGGUUACGCAGGCUCGGUUACCAUUGCAUGUAUCAAUAGUCCAUCCAGUGUGACGUUGUCGGGUGCAAAGGCAGCAAUUACUGCAGUUCACGAGGCUCUGGUUCGAGACGGCAAAUUCUCUCGAAUACUGAGAACUGGUGUAGCAUAUCACUCACCACACAUGGCUGCAAUUGCUCCAGACCUCGAGAAGAUGCUUGCUUGUUUACCCCAAAGGACCCUGGCUCCACAAAUUCCCAUGUACUCGUCUGUGGAUGAGGAAAUGGUCAGUAGUGAGGGCCUUAGCAAGGACUACUGGCUGGAGAACAUGCUGCAGCCCGUGCGAUUCGCUGGUGCGCUACGGAAUCUCAUUACCGCCUCCGGGAAACAAGGUACACAGAAUACAGAGUACAGCACGAUUCUUGAAAUUGGGCCAUCAAGUACGCUGAAAGGCCCGAUCAACCAGAUCCUAGCCACGAUCAGCCACCGCAUGACCCAACAACUUCCGUACCGAUCUGUGCUGAAGGCCGGGCAACAUGCUUGCCAGGCCGCAGUAGAAGCGGCAGGCUUUCUAUGGGCGACGGGGCAUCCCGUGAGGCUUGACUGCGUCAAUGCGAUCCGCACGGAAAAUGUCGCGCUGGACCUUCUCCCACACCUCCCAUCGUACGUUUGGAAUCACGAAAAUAGUUUCUGGCAUGAGACAACGGCCAGCCGCGCCGUGCGCCUGCGCUCACAACCUCGAAGCGACCUGCUUGGGCUUCCUGUCGAUGGACAGAACCGAUUCGAACCUAGAUGGCGAAAUAUUAUUAGCAUUUCGGAGAACCCCUGGCUUGCAGACCACAAUGUUGCCGACACCUGCUUGUACCCUGCAGCCGGCUACCUGGUCAUGGCGUUGGAAGCUGUAAGGUCCCUCACUGUGGAGUCUUCGACACUUCAGGGUGUGGAAUUCACCGACGUCACUUUCGAGGCUGGUCUGGCUCUGCCUGAAUACGGACGGGGGGAGGAAAUCUCAUUGACACUCUAUCCACAUGCGGUCAUAAAGGAUGCGUUUAACUUCAGUGUCUAUUCCCAUCCCACGGGGCAGUCGGUUCGUCGGCACGUGCAUGGGUCCGUGGCUGCCGUUUAUUGUGGUGACCAGCCGGACCAAGUUGAAGAGGAAGCGCAAAAACAAGAGUGGUCUUACUCUCGAGCCUUGCUAGAAGAGUCCCAGGAGCUUGCAACGGAGAAGAUCAACGUCCUAGAAUUCUACUCACAGCUAGCCUCCGCAGGCCUGAAGUAUGGCCCUACCUUUAGAAGUCUGCAGAGUCUGAGGGCCUUGUCAGGUUGCAACAUAGCAUGUGGCAAACUAAGCAUUCCAGACACAAAGUCUGUCAUGCCCAAGGAGUUUGAAUAUCCUCACCUUAUCCACCCAGCGACCCUGGACUGCGCAUUUCACCUCGCCUUCGCUGCAUCACAAACCAAACAAAAAAUACAACAUUUGACUGUACCUGUAUCAGUGGGACGACUCUUUAUUUCGACCGAUAUGCCUGCUGGCCCUGGAUCCACACUCCUGGGAAGAUCUUCCGCACAACAUAUGGACAAGGGUAUUUUGGCCGACAUAUUAUUUACUGAUUCGGCCUUGAGCGGGCCCAGAAUAGUUGUCGAGUCAAUGAAGAUGGAAGAUGUAGACAAAGCAUCUCUCGCAUCUGAAAAGCCAGGCCCUCCCAGGCGCUCGGCGGAAAUUGUCUGGAAAGAGGAUGUAACCCACUUCCGGGCCCAGAAUUUGAACAGCCAGGAGUGGCUUAGUUCCUGGCUCGAGUGCCUCUGGCACAAGAAUUCUCAAGCCAAUGUCUUGAUCAUUGGGGCGGAAAGCCUUUCUUCACUUGAUGUUUCUGGCUCGCCCGACCAGUGCACGAUGCUCGGAAUGAACGAAAACGGCCAAGUCUUUGAUUUCUCGGACGGCCCAGUCACUUCCACGAAGCCGGACUCUUUUUUCAAAUUCAACAUGGAAACACGUGCCAUUUAUGAUGCAGUCAUUUAUGAUGCUGGACUUUCAGCGAACACGGAAUGGCUACCGGAGACCAUGUUACGCAUUGUGAAGCCGGGCGGCAGCAUCAUAAUGUUUCGAGGUGAUGGCUCUAGUUUCAAUUUUUUGAAUAACACAUGGCUGGACACCUUGAUUGAAAGCAAGCAAUACCACCUGGUACGGAACUCAAUCCCCCAGUCACUAUGCGUGGCCACUGCCUCACCAGUCACACCUACCUGCUUGGGCGAUGCUCCGGAUAGCUGGAAAUUCGAAGGGAUCACGAUAUUGGAACACGAAAUUAGCAGACAAACCAGUUUUCAGAUUGAAUUCCGUGAAUGCCUGACCAGGUUGCUGGUAGAUGCAGGGUUUUCUGUACGUGUGGUGCAAUGGACAAAAUGUGCUUUGCUCCACGGUCAGCGUGUGAUCUCACUCCUCGAGUGCGGUGAGUCGCUUUUUUACAAUCUUUUACAGAGCGAUAUGAUGCGCUUUCGCGAGUUUAUCGCGUCUGCGCCGGGUUAUAUUCUGUGGGUAACAACAGGAGGCCCUCCCACGCCAGGCUUUACGGCCGUAAAACAUGCCCCAACCACUGGUCUACUACGAACAUUGCGUACCGAGAACCCUUUGUUGAGGCUGCCGCAACUUGAUCUUUCAGAGGAGACUAUCCGUGGUGCAGUAUUUGAAGCUGCUUCAAUCGUCAUCAAUGUUUUGUGCUCUACUCUGGAUACCAGUCCUAUGGAGACCGAGUUUAGCGAGGCUAGAGGCAAGCUGUUCAUUCCCCGCCUUGUAGACAACAAGGCAUUUGACGCGGAGCUGGAAUUAUACCAGUAUCGGUCUACCUCUUUGCCCAUGAGAUUGGACGAAAGCCAAAAAGCUCUGCGACUCAAUGUUGGCCGUCUUGGACUAGUCCAAUGGGUUCUUGUUCCAACAACUGGCACGAUGGAGAUCAAAGCUGACCAGGUGACCGUUACCACGAGGCACGCGACGAUUAUUCAUUCUCCCGGAAAUACUGGGCAUGUAUCGGAGAAAAGACUAUUUCAAUCGUGGAUGCUGGCUGAAAUAAUCGGCAUCGUUGAUAGAGUAGGCCAAAAUGUUGCCGGCAUCCACCCUGGUGACCUGGUCCUCUUCGAGUCCACGGAUAUGCGAACACGUAUCAUAAGAAACGCCUCAGAGUUUCUCAAAAUUCCGUCAAAAAUUUCUUCAUUACAAGCAGCACACUGGAUUGGACCAUUAGCCAUAUCCUAUUUGUUACUUUUGGAUUCAGUGCGUACACAGUCACAACCUGCUGAUGGAAACGAAAAAUCGCUUUCUGACACUACACGUGUCCUUGGCGAGUGCUGGCCCGUUGGAUGUAAUUUACUCCAUGGGGACAGGCCAGUACGGAGCAUACUCAUUGAUGUCCAAGAUCUUCCCUUGCGCUAUAUGCUGGUCAAAAUGGCGCAGUAUCUUCAACUAGACAUAUCUGUCAUUGUUCCACCUGGUGAGGCUACCAAGAAGAAGUCUUCAUGGUUCGCAGGAUGCAGAAUCCUUACCACAAUGUCACGCGCCAUUUCGAAGAUGGUUUUUAAAAAUAAUACGCACGGGGGCAUUGAUCUAGUUUUCUCGUCUUUGGAUAGAAUGUCCAUCGUCCCCCACAUCCUGACAAGCAUGUCCCCACGUGGCGAAUUUGUUGCUGUGGAUGCUGUCUAUGGUCAAGAGAAGGCCCUUCGAAGCCUCUCACCACGAUCAGACAUAGCUGUAGGUUGUAUUGACACAUCAAAGCUUCACGGACCUAGAUUCCGAAAGGCUCAGAUCGUCGUAUUACAACUUCUUGCCAAUGGUACCAUUUUACUCCCGCCCGAUCUACCCGAAAGGAUCGUGCAGCCCGUGUCUAACAUAGAAUUGGUCUUGAAAUCUCCGCCCUAUCCCUCACACAACUAUCGUCAUAUUAUAUCCUUUCAGCGCUCGUGUCUGAUCCCAGUCCAAUUUUCGAAGCCAAUCCCUGCCCAGUUGGCCGCAGGCGGGACCUAUAUUCUCUCCGGUGGUCUUGGAACAUUGGGUCUUAAGAUAGCCAGCUGGCUUGUCAAUGAUCAUGGUGCUCAUCAUCUUGUGUUUCUUUCACGAUCCGGGAUUCCCUCAUCAGUGUCUGCAUCUGCCCUCGAUUCUCUCAUCGAAAAAGGGUGUCGAUGCGAUGUGAUAGGUUGUGACAUUACAUCAGCUCAGGAAGUGGAGCGUUUGAGAUCGCGAAUCACCCAGAACGGCUGGAAUGUCCGUGGAAUCAUUCAGGGCGCCAUGGUGCUCGCAGACUCUGCCUUCGGGACCAUGACAGCGGAAAAAUGGGAAACUGCAUCAGCGCCUAAAAUCCGUGGUUCCUGGAAUCUACAUCAAAUAUUAGGCCAGAACCUCGACUUUUUCUUGCUUCUGUCUUCCAUAUCCGGGGUCAUUGGGAACAGUGGGCAAGCAAACUACAGCGCCGGGAACACGUUCGAGGAUGCCCUCGCGGCUCAUAGACGUGGGCUGGGUCUUCCAGCUAUCAGUCUUAAUCUCGGCCUCGUGACUGAUUCCGAAACGGUAAAUAACGUUCAAGGAACCUCGAACGUUAAAGGCUUCCUCGAAAAGUUCACACACCUUGCACCCGUAGUGGUCAGUAUACUCGAAGUCCAGGCAGCUCUGGCAGCUGCUAUCCGCGGUCGAAGUCUGAACGGCGCCGCACUCCCGUCCCAGGUCGUUGUGGGAAUUUCGGACCGUCUUCGGCAAGAAGCUCUGGGUAAUUCUGCACCCAGCCACUGGCAACUUGACCCUAAAUUUGAACAUCGUGUUGAUCGGCGAGUUGCCUCCCCCACAAUGAAUGUCGAUAAACCAGAUUACGCAGGGUUGAUCCGUGUAGCCGUCUCGACGGAGGAUGCAAGAGGAGUAAUUGAGAAUGCGCUUAGAACUAAGCUUGCUAGCGCGAUCUCUACUAAAGCUGAAAAUGUCGACACAGAAAAGCCCAUUACUGCUUACGGAAUUGAUUCAUUAAAGGCUACUGAGGUCCGCAAUUGGGUAUUGAAAGAGUUUGAGAGUCAAUUGUCAAUUUUCGAUAUUCUCAGUCCAGCACCCAUUUCUCAGUUGGCCUCGCUCAUCCUGAAAAAAUCCUUCUUGAAGGAUUCAUUCACGAAGACGACAGAGUAG
Molecule: messenger RNA, 7119 nt
Organism: Penicillium hordei
Lineage: Eukaryota; Fungi; Ascomycota; Eurotiomycetes; Eurotiales; Aspergillaceae
Product: type I polyketide synthase
Exons: 8
Coding region: 1-7119 (2372 amino acids)
Biological process (GO): secondary metabolite biosynthetic process; fatty acid biosynthetic process
Molecular function (GO): 3-oxoacyl-[acyl-carrier-protein] synthase activity; phosphopantetheine binding; fatty acid synthase activity
Source: RefSeq, a predicted model, not a curated record